AUGCUCCUUGCCCUUCGGCACGGUUUCCGGUCCGUGCGGAGCGCUCCUGGCCGAAGUAGCCGAUACCGACUACGAACGCAGCCAAAAUUCGUUAUCCUACUACGACAUCAGCAUAAGAAUGCCAGAGAUAUACAUUUGCAUAAUGAAAAUAACGGCCAAGAUUCCCUUGGAGGUAGAAUACUUCAGUUUAUUCGAGACGAAACAAAGUAUCUCUCCGAAUCGAUGAAAAUAGAUGAGUCUCUCAAUGAGAAUCCUCAAAUCAGCCCAGACAAGAUCGAUCCGGCUUUGCUGAGCCAGAUCGCUGCAUUACCCGAUAUCCAUGAGCAAUUUGCCACACUCCUACGACUGCCAAAGUUUGCUGUACACCCAGACGUUCUUCUACAAUUCUACUCGCUCUUGCCAGUGGUAGACGAGCCAGAAAGACAGCUUCUACUAAGGAGGCUUGUGUUCCACCGCCAAUGGCACCAAUUUUGGCAAACUGCCAUCACGGACGCUACAUCUUUGAGCGAUGUGGAGGACCUUGUCGAGCUUAUUCACGCUGAGCUUCAGGCAAGUAACAACAACCUUUUCGGCGUAUGGGAAGCUAUUCGGGCCGCGGUACAUCAAACAACGACAUCUGGAUUACUCAAUUCGAUUCUCGAGGGCAUCGAGUUCAAGUUUGGCUUCCUGAAGACCCAGAUAUCGAACUUCGUCGCAUAUAUUCGUGAGCUCGAUAAUGUAGAAACUCAGGAAGAGCUUGAGUUGUUGGAGGAAAGUCAAAGAGACGCAUUAUCAAACAACAUGAUUCAUAAAGCCUUUUACAUCCAAGCACGAUUGAGGUUUGACAACUGUGUCUCUGUUGAAAAGGACCCAUGUUUUCUCAAGUCACCUGGAUGGUAUUCAUUUUUAACGUCAUCAAUUCCUCAACGAAUUCACUACCUUGCAUAUGGUUCUGAGACCGAGGCAGAAACCCCGAGCCUGGCGCAGAAACCAGCAUUAAUGUCUUAUUUUUUGCAUCAUCGACUGGCUUACCUUAAUGAGAAUGACCUUUUUUCUCUUUUCCAAUCAGCCACGCCACAAGACGCCAAACGUAUUUAUCUCCUUGCAUACAAAAACAGCCAACGCAACUUAGUUCUGAGUCGGCGAAUUUUCAAUCAUAUUUUGCUGUUAGCAAAACUACACAAAGACGACAAGCUAGUUCUUGAGGUCUUCGAGAAGUUUCUUAAGUAUCUUUCACCUCAGAUAUGCGAAAGUCUAUUACCCUUGAUUGUUGUGAAUAACCCAAGGCUUCUUCGUUCGUUUGAGAGAAAAAGACCAGAUUCGUUCAACAAUUCGGUGUUAAAUUUCGUGAGAAGCGGUGUUUCUGCCCAAAAGCUAGCAUCAGUCAUUGCAUAUUGUAACAACCGCCGUCGAGCAAUCCGUCUUGCUUUAAAAGCUGCAUCACUAGAUGCUAUUGAGGCUCAAGAGGUAGUAAGAUACCUUCUUAAUGGCAAACUAACAGCUUACAACCUUCUAGAAGUAUUACGGUUUGCAUUUCGCUAUGAAUUGCUCAACGAGCUGACUUGUCAACUUGUUGACGAAAUUUUGAAGAAAACGUGGAACGCUAAUAAACUCAUCAAGCGCGGUCAAGCCCGAAGUUACCAGUUUAAAGAUGAUUUCAGAUUUUAUUAUGCGAUGUCCUCAAAGGAAGAACGGUUUCGGUUAACGAAGACAAUUGUAACGUUAGGACAGGCAAUGUCAGUCUUAGAUACGAGAAAGUUGGCCGAAUUCUACAAGCUUCUUCGCUACUAUAUCUUUCACUCAUCCAAAUUCACAUUCGUUACGUCAAAUACCGGGAAAACUUACUUGAUGGAUCGCUUAAUCAAGUAUACCAUGCACUUUAUCUACAAGUCACAAGGGGACUCUCAAGAAAAAGAUGGAGUGAAAAAGAUUAGGGACGUUUUGAACUCCCUAAAUUUCAAUACUAAUCUGGGUCAAAGUUCGCUACUUGAGUUCAUUGUCUAUGAAGAGCCCAAAAUAGCACAUGAAAUUCUCAAAAAAUACCAAUCAAGAAAAAGUGCGUUCAGUAGUUCCAUGAUGGAAGGGGUCUUUCGUGGAGUGCUUCGAUCAAGGUCACUUUCGCCAUUGCAAAGAGUAUUGGCAUUUGAUAAUCUUCGGAACAUCGCGAAAACUAUGGGUUAUAGGCACGAAAUGAGUGCAAGGUUGGUUGUGCUUUAUGGCAACCUGAUAAUGAGUUGCUUGCGCCAGGACGAACGUAAGACCGCUGAUCUUUUGAAAGAAGUUAUUCAGAUGGGCCACUCGAGGGGAGUUCCUUUGUCAGUGAUAAAGGGCUGGUCCAAAUCCAAAGCGUAA
Messenger RNA from Candidozyma auris, 2331 nucleotides. RefSeq lists its product as uncharacterized. NCBI's taxonomy places the organism in Eukaryota, Fungi, Ascomycota, Pichiomycetes, Serinales, Metschnikowiaceae. The record is from RefSeq and is a predicted model, not a curated record. The coding region runs from base 1 to 2331 and encodes 776 amino acids. The transcript has a single exon.